AUGGUAGUCAAGAUCCGCCUCGCCCGAUUUGGGCGCCGAAAUUCCCCAUUUUACAACAUCGUUGUCGCACACGCCCGAACGGCACGAAAUUCGAAACCCAUUGAGGUCAUUGGCACCUAUGACCCCAUCCCCAAGGCGGACCCUUACGGCAACCCGAAAAAGCUUCACAAGGACAUCAACCUCGACGUUGAUCGUGCCCAGUACUGGGUCGGUGUCGGCGCCCAACCCACAGACACCGCCUGGAGGAUAUUGAGCAUGGCGAAGGUCCUGCCAAAGAAGGUGGUUGGGCUCCAGCGCGAAAAGCCCCUGGAGCCUGUCGAGGCCAAGUCUGUGAAGAUUCACUGA
Messenger RNA from Clonostachys rhizophaga, 345 nucleotides. The record is from the annotation of a GenBank genome assembly. NCBI's taxonomy places the organism in Eukaryota, Fungi, Ascomycota, Sordariomycetes, Hypocreales, Bionectriaceae.